AUGGCAGGCCUUGCAACCAUGGUGGCCAGCCUCCUGCUGCUGGCCCUGUGUGCCCACCGCAUUGCCCCUGCAGGCUCUGUGACCAUCCCCUCUUCCUGCUGUAUGUCCUUCAUUUCCAAGAAAGUUCCAGAGAGCCGAGUGGUUAGCUACCAGCUGUCCAGUGGGAGCCUCUGCCCCAAGGCAGGAGUGAUCUUCACCACCCGGAAGGGCCAGAAGUUCUGUGGCGACCCUGAGCAGCGCUGGGUCCAGACGUACAUGAAGAACCUGGACGCCAAGCGGAAGAAGGCGGCCACGGGGCUCAGGGCGAUGGGUGUCAAAGCCCUCCUGCAGAGGUCCCCUGCCAGUAGCACUGCCAUCUAA
Messenger RNA from Puma concolor (puma), 360 nucleotides. RefSeq names its product C-C motif chemokine ligand 24 (gene CCL24). Gene Ontology annotation, cellular component: extracellular region. Gene Ontology annotation, molecular function: chemokine activity; CCR chemokine receptor binding. Gene Ontology annotation, biological process: antimicrobial humoral immune response mediated by antimicrobial peptide; positive regulation of cell migration; positive regulation of GTPase activity. Lineage: Eukaryota; Metazoa; Chordata; Mammalia; Carnivora; Felidae. The record is from RefSeq and is a predicted model, not a curated record.